Folsomia candida is the source of this 655-nucleotide messenger RNA. RefSeq lists its product as uncharacterized. NCBI's taxonomy places the organism in Eukaryota, Metazoa, Arthropoda, Collembola, Entomobryomorpha, Isotomidae. The transcript has 6 exons. The record is from RefSeq and is a predicted model, not a curated record. Gene Ontology annotation, molecular function: odorant binding. The coding region runs from base 105 to 554 and encodes 149 amino acids.
AUUUGCGAAAAAGCAUAAAUAGAAGUGGUGCAUUCAAUCAUCGAUCGUACUUUUUAGUUUGCAAGAAUGCAAAUUCUUUAAGAGAUCCUCGCAACCUAUUAAAAAUGACUCUGCUUCUGAGGAUCGGACUUUCUUGCAUUUUACUGCUUCAAAGCUUGACCGCUGUUUACGGUGCAGCGGCACUUGACGAAAAAUGCCUUGACAUGGUUCAGGAAUUGAUGUCCUCUCAAUUGGGACACAUUGUCCCCUGCAUAAAUGAGCUGGGACUCACUACCCCAAAGGAAAGGGGGGCCAACUACAAUUGCAUCAUGAAGUGUGUCCUCGCACGAGCAGAAACGCUAACACCUGAAGGUCGGAUAAGUGUUAUGCGGGCUGUAUCAUUUAUUUUGGAGAAAAUUCCGAACGAGUACAUUGAGAAAGCUCUCACUGAAAUUGCUAAAUGCCAAGAAUAUGCAAACAUUGACGUUGGAGACCCGAAUGACAAAGGGUGCACAAAAAUGAGGCCUUUAGUUGCUUGUGGGAUUGACUUUAUCUUCAAUAUUUGCAAGGUGUAGUGCAAUGUAUAAUGUUUUAAAUUUCAACAAUUCACUCUCAUUCUUCGUGAUCACUGUUAAAACUGAUGGCAAUAAAUAAAUAAAAUAUUAUUAAUAUCCGA